CGCCCACCCUCGCCGACACCGUGCCGCCGGCUGCCCGCAUGGCGAUAGACCACACUUAUCGUCGUCGACGACCGUGCCCCGCCCUCAUCUCAGUUCGCGAGCCCGACAGCGCCCAUGGCUCCUGCUGCAGCCCUCAGCAGCUUGCGACGCAGCCCACCGCAGCGCUGCAGCAGCCGACGACGUGUCUGCAGCAGCUCCCUGCCAGUGGCGACUGCCGGCCUUCGGCAUCUUAAGCUCGCAUACGUACGUGCACCCAGUUGCACCCCCCAAUUUACCAAUCCGGUCGGUCCAAAUCUCGCCCAUUCGAACCCCGACACCCGUGGGUCGCGCGUGCUCGACCCGCCGUCGCGGCUCAAUUCGUCGCCCGCGGAGCGCUUCUCAGCAAAAGUGGCAGCAGCACGAGCAGCAUCCGUACUACCCAACGCUACGACGCACGCGCGCCGAGCAGCCUCGAC
Molecule: messenger RNA, 455 nt
Organism: Punctularia strigosozonata HHB-11173 SS5
Lineage: Eukaryota; Fungi; Basidiomycota; Agaricomycetes; Corticiales; Punctulariaceae
Exons: 1
Source: RefSeq, a predicted model, not a curated record